GUGGGUUUGUGUGAGUGUGGGUUUGUGUGAGUGUGAGGUUUCCUGACAUCAUGGAAGCAAUUAAUUCAGAACAGGAUGUAUUGUAGCUGACUUUCCAUAUAUAAGCUGUACUGACUGGGGAGUGAACAGAAACUUUAGCAACGCUUAUAUUGUUGUGAUCCCCCAAAAAAAAAAAACAUUGUUUUGUUUUUUAAUUUUUCUACAUCACUUGGGCACAGCAGUGUUCCUAAAACAGGAAUAUUUAGUUUUCCAUGAUACGGGACCUUUAAUAUUUGCUAGUAUUACAGCUGCUAAAACGACAGCCCUACAACUCUGGAGCAGAUUUGAUUACAUUCUGUUGAUUUUUUGAAUGGUUCAUGAUGAUGGACUGGGCAGGACUUUAUGUGUAGAUGUGUUGGUUAUGAAGUCUUCUAUUCUACAAGUGGUAACUGCCAUGCAAUUUUAUGUUCUCAUCUCAUGGUUAGCAUUUUUAAAACUCAUUGCACUGAUGCUAUGCAGAGCAUGCAAUCCUGGUGAAUAUGAGGUUAAUGGAGAAUGCUGCCCAAUGUGUUCUGCAGGACAACGUGUAUAUAAACACUGCUCAGGAGAUUCCAGCACAACGUGUUUGCCUUGCGUGCAGUCAACCUACACUGAGGCUCCAAAUGGACUGAUAAAGUGUCACAGCUGCUCUGUGUGUGAUGAAGGUAUUGGUUUAAGAAUGCAACAAGAAUGUCGUUCAAAUGCGGACACAGUGUGUGAGCCUCAGUCAGGAUAUUAUUGUGUAGAGACACACGACAAGACCUGCAGAACAGCAAGACAGCACUCUACCUGCCUUCUUGGACAAUACAUCAACAAAACUGGUACAGCAUUUACAGAUACUGUAUGUAAAGACUGCUCUGAAGGUUCAUAUUCAGAUGGCUCUUUCGCUUUCUGCAAACCACAUAGAAAGUGUGAAUCUGCAGGACAGAUAACAACCACACCAGGAACAAAGUCGUCAGAUUCUCAAUGUACAGAUAAACGUUCUCAUUUUCUCUGCUUAGUGACCUUUUCUUUAUAUGCAUUAGUAAUAAUAGGGUUGAUAUUACGGAUGUUGUUUCAAAGAAGACAAUAAAAUGUUUUUGUGUGAUUUUCUUUUCA
Pygocentrus nattereri (red-bellied piranha) is the source of this 1116-nucleotide messenger RNA. Its product is annotated as tumor necrosis factor receptor superfamily member 14-like. Gene Ontology annotation, cellular component: membrane; external side of plasma membrane. Gene Ontology annotation, molecular function: protein binding; transmembrane signaling receptor activity. The transcript is spliced from 7 exons. The record is from RefSeq and is a predicted model, not a curated record. Gene Ontology annotation, biological process: defense response to Gram-positive bacterium; immune response; defense response to Gram-negative bacterium. Bases 350 to 1090 code for a protein of 246 amino acids. Lineage: Eukaryota; Metazoa; Chordata; Actinopteri; Characiformes; Serrasalmidae.